AUAAAGUCCCGCCCCCUAAAGAAGCAGGAAUGGAGUUUAUCAGGAUAUUAGUUUGACGUUAGCUGGCCAAUGCUAGUCUGGACAAGAUUUUACACAAUUUACAAAAGCAAAUCUAGCAAAUAUGUAAUGAAACUGUUAGGGAUUGGAAGGUUAAAGAGACUGAACAUCGGGAUUUGCGAAUAUUCAUAAAAAUCAUUUUUUUUCUAUCCUCAAAUCGUAGGUCUUUGUCCAGUCUUUGCUAGUAGCAGAAGCUAUUAGGAAUGUUAAACUGUGAAUGCACGUUAACGUAACGUGUACAGAGAAAGUUGGCUUGGUUGUGCAUAUUAAAGCGACAGGAACAGCGCUGCCAUGCCCGUGGAGGAGACCCCUGCCUCAGCUAUGCGCUUCGGGAGAAUGAAUCUAAUGCGUUACCUGAUCUACUUUGGGGUUAACCCCGCAGCUCUGGCCUAUGCCAUGACCACUCUGGGCUCUGCUAUGAUUAACAACAUAUUUAGCUUCUACUACGUCAAGCUUUUCCUCAACACGUACAAGAUAUCAGAAGGAGCAUUCCACCAGUCACAAGUGGUGUACAUGGUGUGGAAUGCAGUCAAUGAUCCUCUGUUUGGCUACCUGCAAGAUAACUCCAGGGUGCCCUGCUGCUCUCAGCGACGUCUCUCUAUCCUGUACGGUGCUCCUUUCUACUCGCUGGCUUUUCUUCUAGCCUGGUUCCCAUGGCGGUCCUACAGCCCUGAUGACUGGUUAUGUGGCUUACACUUGGUGGUGGCGCUCUGUGCUUUUGAUGGAAUGCUGACUUUUGUGCUGUUGGCACAGUGUGCAUUGUUUGCAGAGAUUUCCAGCCAUCAUCAAAACCGACUAAGACUUAUAAAGUACAGCCAAGUGGCCUCUCUCAUUGGUUCCUCCAGUGUCCUCUUCUGUGGUGUUGUGUCCAAAAACAUGGAAAACUUUAGUGCCUUCCAAGCCUUUACGGUGCUAAUCGCUGUCAUAAGCUGUUUGUGCAUGUGCUAUACUGGCAUCCACAGUGAGAGCCGCUUUGAUAACAAAGGAUCUGAAUCAGAUCUUGUGUCUGUUGACCAGACCCCCCAGUCAGCAUUUUCCUUUUCCAUGUUGAAAACCUUGAUGUGGCAAAUACUGACCAACAGGGACUUUCAGCUCUUUGUGCUCAUGAACUUCUUCCAGGUUUUCAUGUUGGCUUUCUUCAAUAAUUUUACAAUGAUAUUUACUGAGCACCUGAUACCUCCGGAUGUGCUUCCAUCACUUGCUAAGAGCAUCAUGUAUGGAGCAGGAUUCAUCUGUCCACAGUUGCUAGUACUGAGCUGUCAGAGUCUGCUUCGUGGUCUCGGCUACUACAAGAUCAUCCUUUUCACCUUCUAUGUAGAAGGUGGAAUGGCAGUUAUAAUGCUAUUGCUUGGACCACAGCACUACUAUUUCCUGGCAUUUUUCCUCACCAUUAACAUGGUCAUAAUUCAAGCAGCCUUCAGUCUUUUUGGCCUUCCUUUGGCUGACAUCAUUGACACAGACCUACAGCAGUACAAACGAAGUUCCCCUCUAUCGUCCAUGGUGUUUGGGACAAAUGCUUUGUUCACCAAGCCAGGUCAGUCUCUGGCCCCUAUGAUGGUGCUUAAUAUCCUCAACCAAUUUGGAUAUGAAAAGCUGAAAGAUGCAGGAAAUAUUUCAAAUCCAAGCACCCUGGAGAGCAUCCACAGUGUCAUGUUCUAUUUGGUGUGUCUGGUCCCCUUGUGUGUGGCCACUAUGCAGAUUUUGGCUUGGAGGCCAUUUUCCAUUCGUAACAGUCACACAGUCGAUGCAAAGUAUAUUGAAAGUUAAUUCAAUUUUUUAUCAGUUAAAGCAAGGUAGUUGGAAAUCUAUAUUCUUUGUGAAGAAAUCAUGCCAAAGGUUUUUGUUCGGAAGAAUUUAGGGUAUUUUUGAUGUAGUUAAUCAAUAUGUUCAUAUUUAAAUGACUAGUGAACAACUGUAAGCCUUGGUGUGCUCCCAGAUGCCCAGAUGUUUUAUAAAUAUCAAAGUUGAAGAAAAUGUAUCUCAACGACUGAUAUGGUGAGAAAUGAUCUGUGCAAACAGGACACAGCUUCAUCUACAGCAACAGUCAACGUGUUCUUAAAGGUUUUUUUAUUCUUUCAACUGCUUCAUAGAGCAAUAAUUGUGAGGUGUGAGUCUGAUAUUUGGCUCAUCAGGUGAGUCAUGCUUUCCAUGGGCUAUGUUGGAAAAUGUUUUUUUUUCCAGAUGUGUUAAUUCCUUAAGAUGACUGUACUGUAUGCUGUGAAAGAGGACCAGUUCCUCAGAAGGUAUGUUAAAAAUAGUGUUGGAUGAUUACAAAGAGUCACUCUAGGUUAAAAAAAAUGGUUAUUGUUUUACAUUCUUUACAUAUAUAUUACAUAUACAUUCAAUACAAUACAUUCAAGUUCUGUUGUUAAUGAUAAGGGUAACACCAAAUUAAAACUAUUCAGCCUUAGAACUAGAGCAGCUAUUACACAUCAUUGUUUUUGUACCAGAGUAGAGACAGGAAGCUGCGCAUGACAUGGCUCAGUUUAAAAAAUGGAAUUUCCUCGUUCAAGGGUUUGCUUUAGAAUAGUGAGAAGGGGAGACGAAAGGAACAAAUUAAUUAAGACUGUCAACUGUAAGGAUGUAAAACCACAAAUAAUGUGUCACAUAAACAUCACUACUAUUCUACUGCUUUCUCGAAUGUGUUAAAAAUCAAUGAAAUCCCAUAUUUUUUCAGCAUUUAAGUGGUAACUUAAAUUAGUCAAAUCCAUUGAGAAGAAGAUGCAAAUGCAACUUAUUUUCAGGUUUUGUUUAGUUUUAUUCUAUAAGAAAACCGAUGCACUUCGAAUAUAAACAGGAUGUUGUGACAGUGCCCACAAGCAGGAUGGUGAAAGGUGCCUUACUGUAAAGAACCUCUUGAAUGUGCUUUAUUAAAUAUGCAAUGAUCUGUA
This is a messenger RNA of Betta splendens (Siamese fighting fish), 2948 nucleotides long. RefSeq names its product major facilitator superfamily domain containing 13a-like (gene mfsd13al). The transcript is spliced from 7 exons. NCBI's taxonomy places the organism in Eukaryota, Metazoa, Chordata, Actinopteri, Anabantiformes, Osphronemidae. The record is from RefSeq and is a predicted model, not a curated record. Bases 349 to 1824 code for a protein of 491 amino acids.